Callorhinus ursinus (northern fur seal) is the source of this 2604-nucleotide messenger RNA. It is a transcript of the gene MCM5, whose product is annotated as minichromosome maintenance complex component 5. Gene Ontology annotation, biological process: DNA replication initiation; double-strand break repair via break-induced replication; DNA replication. NCBI's taxonomy places the organism in Eukaryota, Metazoa, Chordata, Mammalia, Carnivora, Otariidae. Gene Ontology annotation, molecular function: single-stranded DNA binding; DNA replication origin binding; 3'-5' DNA helicase activity. The record is from RefSeq and is a predicted model, not a curated record. Gene Ontology annotation, cellular component: nucleus; MCM complex.
CGGCUGCGGCGUCCGAACGCGGCGUCUCGUUUUUCCCGCGAAACUCGGCGGCAGGGUGUGGACGUCCUUGUGUGCCUGGGUCCCGGUAGUGCGGGAACGGGGAGGCGCAGUCAUGUCGGGCUUCGACGACCUCGGCAUCUUCUACAGCGACAGCUUCGGGGGGGACACCGCGGCCGACGAGGGGCAGGCCCGCAAAUCGCAGCUGCAGAGGCGCUUCAAGGAGUUCCUGCGCCAGUACCGAGUGGGCACCGACCGCACGGGCUUCACCUUCAAAUACAGGGAUGAGCUCAAGCGCCAUUACAAUCUGGGGGAGUACUGGGUCGAAGUGGAGAUGGAAGACCUGGCCAGCUUCGACGAGGACCUGGCUGACUACUUGUACAAGCAGCCAGCCGAGCACUUGCAGCUGCUAGAGGAAGCUGCCAAGGAGGUGGCUGAUGAGGUGACCCGGCCCCGGCCCACGGGCGAGGAGGUGCUCCAGGACAUUCAGGUCAUGCUCAAGUCGGAUGCCAGCCCAUCCAGCAUUCGUAGUCUCAAGUCGGACAUGAUGUCGCACCUGGUGAAGAUCCCUGGCAUCAUCAUCUCGGCGUCCGGGGUCCGCGCCAAGGCCACCCGCAUCUCCAUCCAGUGCCGGAGCUGCCGCAACACGCUCAGCAACAUCGCCAUGCGCCCGGGCCUGGAGGGCUACGCCCUGCCUAGGAAGUGCAACACGGACCAAGCCGGGCGCCCCAAGUGCCCACUGGACCCAUAUUUUAUCAUGCCUGACAAGUGCAAGUGUGUGGACUUCCAGACCCUCAAGCUGCAGGAGCUGCCUGACGCAGUGCCUCAUGGCGAGAUGCCCAGACACAUGCAGCUCUAUUGUGACAGGUAUCUGUGUGACAGGGUUGUCCCUGGGAACAGGGUCACCGUCAUGGGCAUCUACUCCAUCAAGAAGUUUGGCCUGACUUCCAGCAGGGGCCGUGAUAGGGUGGGUGUGGGCAUCCGGAGCUCCUACAUCCGUGUCCUGGGCAUCCAGGUGGACACAGAUGGCUCUGGCCGCACCUUUGCCGGGGCCGUGACCCCUCAGGAAGAGGAGGAGUUCCGGCGCCUGGCCGCCCUCCCCAAUGUCUACGAGGUCAUCUCCAAAAGCAUCGCUCCAUCCAUCUUCGGGGGCACAGACAUGAAGAAGGCCAUCGCCUGCCUGCUGUUUGGGGGUUCCCGAAAGAGGCUCCCCGACGGACUCACCCGCCGAGGAGACAUCAACCUGCUGAUGCUGGGGGACCCGGGCACGGCCAAGUCCCAGCUGCUGAAGUUUGUGGAGAAGUGCUCUCCCAUAGGGGUGUACACCUCUGGGAAAGGCAGCAGUGCGGCCGGCCUGACAGCCUCAGUGAUGAGGGACCCUUCGUCCCGGAACUUCAUCAUGGAAGGCGGAGCCAUGGUCCUGGCCGAUGGGGGGGUCGUCUGUAUUGACGAGUUUGACAAGAUGCGGGAAGACGACCGAGUGGCGAUCCAUGAGGCCAUGGAGCAGCAGACCAUCUCUAUAGCCAAGGCUGGGAUCACCACCACUCUCAACUCCCGCUGCUCCGUCCUGGCUGCCGCCAACUCGGUGUUCGGUCGCUGGGAUGAGACGAAGGGGGAGGACAACAUCGACUUUAUGCCCACCAUCUUGUCCCGCUUUGACAUGAUCUUCAUCGUCAAGGACGAGCACAAUGAGGAGAGGGAUGUGAUGCUGGCCAAACACGUCAUCACUCUGCACGUGAGUGCACUGACCCAGACCCAGGCCGUGGAGGGUGAGGUUGACCUGGCCAAGCUGAAGAAGUUCAUUGCCUACUGCCGAGCGAAGUGUGGCCCCCGGCUGUCGGCAGAGGCCGCAGAGAAACUGAAGAACCGGUAUAUCAUCAUGCGGAGCGGAGCCCGUCAGCAUGAGCGGGACAUCGACCGCCGGUCCAACAUCCCCAUCACCGUGCGGCAGCUGGAGGCCAUCGUGCGCAUCGCCGAGGCCCUCAGCAAGAUGAAGCUGCAGCCCUUCGCCACGGAGGCCGACGUGGAGGAGGCUCUGCGGCUCUUCCAGGUGUCUACGCUGGACGCUGCCUUGUCCGGCACUCUGUCAGGGGUGGAGGGCUUUACCAGCCAGGAGGACCAGGAGCUGCUGAGCCGCAUCGAGAAGCAGCUUAAGCGCCGCUUUGCCAUCGGCUCCCAGGUGUCCGAGCACAGCAUCAUCCAGGACUUCACCAAGCAGAAAUACCCGGAGCACGCCAUCCACAAGGUCUUGCAGCUCAUGCUACGACGGGGCGAGAUCCAGCAUCGCAUGCAGCGCAAGGUCCUCUACCGCCUCAAGUGAGCCCCCGCGGCCCCAUGGACUUGCCCAGGCCUCCUGCGCGUCGCCCCUCCCGCCCCCUGGAGCCUCCCCCCGGCCCUGGGGACGUCGCUGUCCUCUGCCUCGCCACUGGCAUCUUGAAAUGCCCCCUGUGCUCCCCCCUCUUCCCCCCCAGUGCAGGGGGCCCCAGCUGCCCCCAAGGAAGGAACUUUCUGCCUGCCUUGCUGCCUCUGGGCAUCUGCUUAUGGUGCAGGGCCAGGAGAUGUGCUUUGGAAGAUUGUGGAACUAAUAAAGCCGUGAUGUGUGUGCAC